Oncorhynchus masou masou (cherry salmon) is the source of this 2624-nucleotide messenger RNA. RefSeq names its product glycine receptor subunit alpha-4-like. Gene Ontology annotation, biological process: chemical synaptic transmission; regulation of membrane potential; signal transduction. Gene Ontology annotation, cellular component: synapse; neuron projection; plasma membrane. Gene Ontology annotation, molecular function: chloride channel activity; transmembrane signaling receptor activity; excitatory extracellular ligand-gated monoatomic ion channel activity. The transcript has 11 exons. The record is from RefSeq and is a predicted model, not a curated record. Lineage: Eukaryota; Metazoa; Chordata; Actinopteri; Salmoniformes; Salmonidae. Bases 305 to 1894 code for a protein of 529 amino acids.
UUGCCGUUUAAAAAAAAGAGCGAGAAAGAAUGAGAAAAGCACACUCCCGCUAAAACACACACUGACAAACAAACACAAGUGUAACAGAAGAGACCGAGUGGAUUCGUACAGUCCUCUGGAUUUAGUGGUUGGGGGGAAGAAGUUUCUUUCCCCAAAGCCAAACUGUUGUAUUAGAUUUGUAGACUCACAGAGACGAUGCCUUUCUUUUGCCUAGUCUCAAAAACCGCUCAGUGGAUUUGAUUGCCGCUCAGAUUAUUUUCGGCAAAUUAUUCCAACGGAAGGGAUUGAGAGUCUGAGCCAGAGGAUGCUCCCACAGGUCAUACGGAUUCUAUAUGUCGUGUCUUUUUGCUUUUUUCAAGGAGGCUUUAUCAGACCGGGCUCCUGUAAGGAGGAGAUAAAGUCCUCUAGUAGGACAGUCCCCUCCUCGCAGUCCCCGUCUGACUUCCUGGACAAGCUCAUGGGGAAAAGGUCUGGCUAUGACGCCCGCAUCAGACCCAACUUCAAAGGUCCGCCUGUGAAUGUCACCUGCAAUAUUUUCAUCAACAGCUUUGGUUCCAUCACGGAAACUACUAUGGACUACAGGCUCAAUGUGUUCCUACGGCAAAAGUGGAACGAUCCCCGCUUGGCUUACCAGGAGUACCCAGACGACUCCUUGGACCUGGAUCCCUCCAUGUUGGACUCCAUCUGGAAGCCUGACCUUUUCUUCGCUAACGAGAAGGGGGCUAACUUUCACGAGGUCACCACCGACAACAAACUGCUGCGGAUCUUCCAAGAUGGGAGUGUACUGUAUAGCAUCAGGCUGACUCUCAUCCUGUCCUGCCCUAUGGACUUGAAGAAUUUCCCCAUGGAUAUUCAGACCUGUACCAUGCAGCUUGAAAGCUUUGGGUAUACCAUGAAUGAUCUGAUCUUCGAGUGGUUGGCCGAGAACCCGGUGCAGGUGGCUGAUGAUCUGACGCUCCCACAGUUUGUGCUGAAAGAUGAGCAGGAUCUAGGCUACUGCACCAAGCACUACAACACAGGUAAAUUCACCUGCAUCGAGGUUAAGUUCCACCUGGAGAGACAGAUGGGCUAUUACCUGAUCCAGAUGUACAUCCCCAGCCUGCUCAUUGUCAUCCUGUCCUGGGUCUCCUUCUGGAUCAACAUGGAUGCUGCCCCAGCGAGAGUGGGCCUAGGCAUCACCACCGUGCUCACUAUGACCACCCAGAGCUCUGGGUCCCGGGCCUCUCUACCCAAGGUGUCCUACGUGAAGGCCAUUGACAUCUGGAUGGCCGUGUGCUUGCUGUUCGUGUUCGCCGCACUGCUCGAGUACGCAGCAGUCAACUUUGUCUCACGGCAACACAAGGAGUUCAUCAGACUGAGGAAGAAGCAGCGGCGGCAGAGAAUAAGACUGACAACGGCAACACACUACAGCUGGCCGUCACAUUACAUGAGAAAGAUCAGCUCGUUUCAGGCUCAGCUCAUUUCCAUGGCCAUGGCCUUGGCCAAUCAACCGGGGAGUGUAGAGUCACUGAGGAAAGUGAACGACCUGCCUAGCAACAGCACUACCAGCACCAGCUACCACGGGAACCUGAAUCAGCACUGCAGCGCCUGUGCCAGGGAAGAGGAACUGGCGAGAGACAGCCGUGGGUUUUACUUCCGCGGCUACGGACUGGGUCACUGCCUACAGACCAAGGACGGAACAACUGUGGAGGGGGCAACAGUCUUCACCCCGCCACCCCCAGCGGUGUCCACUGUUUAUGAUGGCGAAGCGGUCCGCCAGCGCUUCGUGGACCGGGCCAAGCGCAUCGACACGAUAUCCAGGGCCGUCUUCCCUCUGAGCUUCCUCUUCUUCAACAUUUUCUACUGGAUCACCUACAAAGUGCUGCGACACGAAGACAUCCAUGCAAAUUUGUAAUACCACUCUCUGCUCUAAUCCCCACAACUUCCUCAUUGUUUCAUGCUACAUUUCAGUUUUUCUUCUUUCAACCAAAACUGCCUGCAAGAUAUACAUUAAAAAAGGAGGAUUAAGUGUUUCAGAGGCAUAUGCUUCAUAACCAUUGAUCCUAAAAACUCUGCUCAGGUAAGUCUUCAGGAUCUCAGAGCGAGAGCAUGUGAGCAGAGAACGAAGUGAAGAUAUGGAUUCAAACUGGUGUUAGAUUGCAGUUUGUUUUUUGCAUUCUCUUUUAUCUUACUCCUCUUGUUUUGACUGGAUUACAGCAGAUGCUACAGGCGCUAGACUAGAGACAUAACAAUGCUAGUCUUUGAACUUCUGCCUGAACUCUGAAGUCGUUGUCUUUGCCUUUAGCCAUAUUCCAAAGUGAAUAUUGAUUGUAGCUGGAUGGAUAAUGCUGACUUGAAUUUUAACACUCAAUGCAUCUUUGAAUGAAUGUUUUUAAAAAAUAACAAUUAAAAAAAGGCUUUUUUACAACUUUAGAUUGCCAAACAAAUUAGGGAGGGUUUGGGGUCUUUGAUAUUCUGGAUAUUUAAAUGGGGUGGGGAUAUGUUGUUUUAACUACAUAUGACGAGAUUAUAUAUGUAUCACACACAAAUGUAUAAACUGUAGAUAAACAGAGUUGUUCAUCGAUUGCACACCUCACAAAUGUGUAUUUCCUUUUGUCUAACAUUUGAAUAAAUGGGAUAUUCUG